Pestalotiopsis fici W106-1 is the source of this 1518-nucleotide messenger RNA. RefSeq names its product NADH-ubiquinone oxidoreductase subunit A. Gene Ontology annotation, molecular function: FMN binding; NADH dehydrogenase (ubiquinone) activity; NAD binding. The record is from RefSeq and is a predicted model, not a curated record. Lineage: Eukaryota; Fungi; Ascomycota; Sordariomycetes; Amphisphaeriales; Sporocadaceae. The transcript is spliced from 3 exons. The coding region runs from base 1 to 1518 and encodes 505 amino acids.
AUGUUGUCCAGGACUACAGCACCGUCGGCAGUCUCUGCCAAGGCAUUGUCGCGUGUCGCCCUGCCCUCUUGCAGCCGCCUCUCGACUCCCACAACAUCCGCUCCCACACAGACCCGAACGUUCGCGACCGUCCAGGACGGCACCCCCAAGCGCACCUAUGGCGGCCUCAGGGAUCAGGACCGCAUCUUCCAGAACCUCUACGGCCGAUACCCCCCCGAUCUGAAGCACGCCAAGAAGAUGGGAGACUGGCACAAGACCAAGGAGAUUCUGCUCAAGGGCCACGACUGGAUCAUUAGCGAGGUCAAGGCAUCGGGAUUGAGAGGUCGUGGAGGAGCUGGUUUUCCUUCCGGUCUCAAAUGGUCUUUCAUGAACUUCAAGGACUGGGACAAGGACACGAAGCCGCGAUACCUGGUCGUCAACGCCGAUGAGGGUGAGCCUGGAACUUGCAAGGACCGAGAGAUCAUGCGAAAGGACCCCCACAAGCUCCUCGAGGGCUGUUUGGUUGCUGGUCGUGCCAUGAACGCCACUGCUGCCUAUAUUUACAUUCGUGGCGAGUUUAUUCACGAGGCAGCCGUCCUCCAGCACGCCAUCAACGAGGCUUAUGCCGACGGUCUCAUUGGCAAGAACGCCUGCAACUCCGGAUACGACUUUGAUAUCUACCUCCACCGUGGAGCUGGUGCCUACGUUUGUGGUGAGGAGACUUCUCUUAUCGAGUCCCUCGAGGGCAAGCCCGGCAAGCCCCGCCUCAAGCCCCCAUUCCCUGCCGCCGUCGGUGUCUUUGGUUGCCCGUCUACUGUUGCCAACGUCGAGACUAUUGCCGUUGCCCCUACCAUUUGCAGAAGAGGAGGUGACUGGUUCGCUGGCUUCGGCCGUGAGCGCAACCAGGGUACCAAGCUCUUCUGUAUCUCUGGACACGUCAACAACCCCGCUACCGUUGAGGAGGAGAUGAGCAUUCCUCUGCGCGAGCUCAUCGAGAAGCACUGUGGUGGUGUCCGUGGUGGCUGGGACAACCUGCUCGCCAUCAUUCCCGGUGGUUCUUCCACUCCCAUUCUGCCCAAGAGCAUCUGCGACGAUCAAUUGAUGGACUUUGAUGCCCUCAAGGACAGCCAGUCUGGUCUCGGAACUGCUGCCGUCAUUGUCAUGGACAAGAGCGCCGAUGUUGUCCGUGCCAUCUCCCGGUUAAGUCACUUUUACAGACACGAGUCUUGCGGUCAAUGUACCCCUUGCCGUGAGGGUAGCAAGUGGACUGAGCAGAUUAUGCAGAGAUUUGAGAAGGGACAGGGUCGUGAGCGGGAGAUUGACAUGCUUCAGGAGCUUACCAAACAAGUCGAGGGUCACACAAUUUGCGCUCUUGGCGAGGCUUUCGCAUGGCCCAUUCAGGGUCUCAUCCGACACUUCAGACCCGAACUGGAGGCACGGAUGCAGAAGUUUGCAGCUGAGAACGGUGGCUCAGCACUGGCUGGUGGAUGGAAGGCCGACACCAGGGCGCAGGGUAAAUUGGUUGCCCCUGGACAAUAG